AUGGCCUCAAAGAUCGAAGUUCUUGAUUCUGAUCUCUUGGACCUCCCUCCAAGUUGCAUAGAGUUCUGGCCAAAUAACCCUUCAUGGUUCGUCAUUGGUACCUAUGAGUUAGAUAAGGAAGAUGAAGACUCAUGGGUAAAUGUUGAGAAGGCUUCGAGUGAAGUCGUUGUGAAUACAGACCCUUUUCCCAAUAAAGAAGGAAUAAUCUCUUCAGCUCCUUUGAGUUUAGUCGAUUAUUCUCACGAACCACUUGUUUUUGUCGAAGAUAGCGAUGUUGUUUCGGAAGAAUCGAAAGACCAGUCAGAACCUCCAUCGACUCUCCAAAAAAGAAAUGGAAGUGUAAUGCUAUAUCAUCUUGAGGAUGGUUCCUUAACCCUUUGCCAAUCACGUCCAUAUCCAUAUGGCGCGAUUUAUGAUCUUCACUUCUGUCCCACAGACCAAGAUUAUUUUGCAGUUUCCUCCAGCACGGGCAGAAUAUCCCUCUUCAAAAUAACGACUAAUGAGGAUACUUCUCCCAAUAUCGAACACGUCAAUACAUGGAAAGUAUUUGAUGAUUCCGUUCUGAUCACCUAUUUUGCAUGGUGUCCUUCAACGUCCACAGAUGGCUACCUAUCUUUAGCUGUAACGGCUUCAACCGGAGUCGUUCAGAUACUUAACAUUACUGGCGCUAUAUAUGGCAAGAUACACGGUUCGGACUUACACAUGAGGAAGGAAGAACCGCCAGUAUCAUUGCAUUCCUUGAAAAUCCCAUAUUCUGGCGAGGAGCCUCAAUAUGCAUAUUGUUGCUAUUGGACUUGUCAUCCUUACACAUCUUCAGAAAACUUCCACGGGAUCUUUUCAGGAGGCGAUGAUUCGAAACUCCGAACUUGCAUUCUAGGAAAUCCCCGUAAUAGGGACAACCAUGUUGAUUUGAAUUUGCAAACGUCAUACUCGGGGCAUGAUGCUGCGGUUAUCUCUAUUUUACCAUUACCAUGUGGGGGUAAAAGAUGGAUUCUCUUAACUGGUAGUUAUGACAAUAAAGUCAGAGUCAUUGUCAUGGAAUGGUCCCACGGCCCAGUAACGUAUGAUCAGCUUGCAGAAGAAACACCAAUCGAUGUUGCAGCAGAUUUGGAUGUUGGAGGUGGAGCAUACCGACUUGAAUUCCUCCACGAAUAUCCCAGACCAACCGAAGACGAAUCCAGAACUGAGUCCGGCGAUGACAUUUCCUUCCAAGUACUAGCGUCAUGCAUGGAAGUUGGCGCAAAGAUCCUAAAAGUAGAACGAAAGGAUAGCAUCUGGAGCGUUAGAGUCCUCGCAUCCAUUAACAUUGAAAUUCCCAAAUGGCCAAACCCAACCAACAAAUCUCAAUUAUGUUAUGCCAGCGCAGUUCAGCCUGGUAGAAGAGAUGGAGGUCUGGUAUUCCUAAGCUCCUAUUUCAAUAAGAGACGACUGAGUGGCACCCCGAAAAAAGUACGACCUACUAUCACGAAUGAAGAUAUGAUUUUUGUUAGCACGUGUUUUAACAAGCGACAGUUGGGUGUUUAUAAAUUUGUGGAGGGGGGUAAUGAUGAGAUUGACGAGAUUGCAGCUGGAGUUGAGGCUCUUUGA
Botrytis deweyae is the source of this 1587-nucleotide messenger RNA. RefSeq lists its product as uncharacterized. Bases 1 to 1587 code for a protein of 528 amino acids. Gene Ontology annotation, molecular function: protein binding. Lineage: Eukaryota; Fungi; Ascomycota; Leotiomycetes; Helotiales; Sclerotiniaceae. The record is from RefSeq and is a predicted model, not a curated record. The transcript is spliced from 2 exons.